GAACAACAUGAGAAAAAACUAGAAAAACAGCGCACAGAAAAUCUAAAUAAAUGGAGAAAAGACAAACAAGUCAAGAAAAACAGAAAAAUGAUACAAGACUUGGCCGAAAAAUUCAAGUAUAAGACAAAAGAAAUGUUUAGAAAAUUGGCAAGGAAAAAGAAAGAAAACCAGAAACAACUAAUAAAGACGGAAGCAAAGAAAACUAUAGGAAAAGAUAUAGAAAGGAUUAAAAUAGAAAAAGUCUUAGAAAGAAUUAAUAUGGAAACACAACACAAUAUAAUUAGAACAAAGCAAAAUAUGGUUUAUGAGGAAAUAUUGGAUACAGGAAGUAUAGAAAAAAUACAGAAGUUACAAAGGGUCUUAAAGAAGCUGCGAAAGAAACAAGAAGACUGGGAUUUCAUUAUAGGAAGCAACAACAAAAUAGAAAAAAUUUUGAAAAACCUAGAGCCCAGCACAAAAGGAAAGACAGCAAAGUAA
Ambispora leptoticha is the source of this 477-nucleotide messenger RNA. Lineage: Eukaryota; Fungi; Glomeromycota; Glomeromycetes; Archaeosporales; Ambisporaceae. The record is from the annotation of a GenBank genome assembly.